Racocetra fulgida is the source of this 156-nucleotide messenger RNA. NCBI's taxonomy places the organism in Eukaryota, Fungi, Glomeromycota, Glomeromycetes, Diversisporales, Gigasporaceae. The record is from the annotation of a GenBank genome assembly.
GACAAAAUCGAUCCAGUUUCACUUUUACUUUUCUGGUCUGAUUUAUGGAUUACAUUAGUUUCUAUUUAUUUUUACUGGGAUGCAUUUUUAAAUGGUGAAGAACAAGAAGAGCAAGAAGAACAAGAAUUUGAUCUUCAAGAUUUCUUGCCAGAUUAG